AUGACAAUCACUCCUCGACCAUGGUGGAAGGAUGCCGUCGUCUACCAGAUAUACCCUGCCUCGUUCAAGGACAGCAACGGCGACGGCAUUGGCGACCUCAAUGGCAUCAUCUCGGAACUCGACUACAUCCGCUCCAUUGGCGUCGAUGUCAUCUGGGUCUGCCCCAUGUACGACUCGCCUCAGGUCGACAUGGGCUACGACAUCCGCAACUACGAGGACGUCUACAGGCCAUAUGGCACCGUUCAGGAUAUGCAGAGGCUGAUUGAUGAGACCCAUUCGCGGGGCAUGAAGAUCAUCCUGGAUCUCGUCAUCAACCACACUUCAGAUCAGCACCAAUGGUUCCAAGAAUCACGCUCGUCAAAGGACAACCCAAAGCGUGACUGGUAUAUUUGGCGUCCCGCCCGCUACGUUGAUGGCGUACGCAAACCCCCCAACAACUGGGUCUCCAACUUCACCGGCAGUGUCUGGGAAUGGGACGAGCACACCCAAGAAUACUACCUCCACCUCUUCUGUCCUGAGCAACCCGACCUGAACUGGGAAAAUCCAGAGACGCGUAAAGCCAUUUACGAGUCGGCCAUGGAGUUUUGGCUCAAGCGUGGUGUCGACGGAUUCCGUGUUGAUACCGUCAACAUGUACAGCAAGGGCGAUAUGCGCGACGCCCCCAUCACCGAUCCGGGAUCAGAGUGGCAGUUUGCCGGCUACCAGUACUGCAACGGCCCGCGAAUGGACGAGUUUCUGGGCGAGAUGAAUCAGAUUCUGGAAAAGUACGAUGCCAUGACAGUCGGCGAGUGCCCACACACACUUGAUAUCAACAGAGUACACCAAUACGUAAGCGCCAAGGAGAAGCGACUCUCUAUGGUGUUUCAAUUUGACGUAGUCGAUGUUGGGCAAGGCCCCUACAAAUUCCAAACCACGCCCAAGAACUGGACACUGCCACAACUCAAGCGCGCAAUAGCCCGCACUCAAGAUCUGAUCCGGCCUCCCUCUGACAGCUGGACCACUGCUUUUCUGGAGAACCACGACCAAGCUCGGUCAAUUACGCGCUUCACUUCUGACGCCCCGCAGCACCGCGUCGCUGGCGGCAAGAUGCUUGCCCUCAUGCUGAGCGCCCUCAGCGGUACGCUGUUCAUCUACCAAGGCCAGGAAAUCGGCAUGACAAACUUCCCCGAAUCGUGGGACAUGAGUGAAUACAAGGAUGUUGAGUCAACAAAUUACUACAAGAUGGUUGCCAAGCGCACCAACAACGACGUCGACGCGCUCGCUGCUGCACACAAGUCGCUGCAGCACCUUGCGCGCGACCACUCACGCGUGCCCAUGAGCUGGAGUACUGCGCCGUACAAUGGCUUCAGUCCGCCCGAUGCAAAAGACAAGCCGUGGAUGCGGCCGCUAGAAGACGCAGACAUUUGCAAUGCAAAGGCGCAACAAAACGACAAGACGUCUGUGCUGGGCUUCUGGAAACGCAUGCUGCAGCUGCGCAAGGAGCACAAGGAUUUGUUCGUCUUCGGCCAGUACGACGAUCUCGACGUUGACAAUGAGCAAUUUUAUGUUUUUAGCAAGACGUGGCAAGGGAGACGAGCGCUGUGUAUUUGCAACUUUACAGAUGAGAGCAAGCAGCUGGUUUUGCCAGAGAGCGUGGCGACACAGAAAAUGCAGCUGCUGGUAAGUAGUCGGCAAGACGAGGGCGUCGAGGCAAAGACGCUAGCGCCGUACGAGGGAAGGAUCUAUCUUUAUGUGUAA
Molecule: messenger RNA, 1737 nt
Organism: Bipolaris zeicola 26-R-13
Lineage: Eukaryota; Fungi; Ascomycota; Dothideomycetes; Pleosporales; Pleosporaceae
Product: glycoside hydrolase family 13 protein
Exons: 3
Coding region: 1-1737 (578 amino acids)
Biological process (GO): oligosaccharide catabolic process
Molecular function (GO): alpha-amylase activity
Source: RefSeq, a predicted model, not a curated record